GUCCUUCCCAAGAUUAUAAGUAUGCUUGUUGUCAAGUUCUCUCUCCCUUUAGAAUAGCCUGGCCCUGCUUUGCAUAGGAAAUGGGAAGCCGUUCAGAAGGUCCUGCUCACUUCAAGCAAAAGGCAGGAGAAGGGGAUCAUGCAAGCUCACCCCUGUCCCAUGAACAGAAAGGCUUUGAUAUGCUCUAUACAAUUGAAGAUGCACCUCCAUGGUACCUCUGCAUCCUGUUGGGAUUUCAGCAUUAUUUGACCUGUUUCAGUGGUACCAUCGCUGUUCCCUUCCUCCUUGCUGAAUCCCUGUGUGUAGGGAAAGACCAGUAUACCAUCAGUCAGCUCAUAGGCACCAUCUUCAGUUGCGUGGGAAUCACCACCCUCAUCCAAAGCACUGUGGGGAUUAGACUUCCUCUCUUUCAAGCCAGCGCACUGGCAUUCCUGGUUCCUGCCAAAUCCAUCUUGGCCCUGGAUAAAUGGAAAUGUCCUCCAGAAGAGGAGAUCUAUGGAAACUGGACAUUACCACUGAACACUGCUCACGUAUGGCAGCCAAGGAUAAGAGAAAUCCAAGGAGCAAUCAUUGUUUCCAGCUUGGUGGAAGUGGCAAUUGGGUUGAUGGGCCUCCCUGGGGCCUUGCUCAGCUACAUUGGCCCUCUCACCGUCACGCCCACAGUCUCCUUAAUAGGUCUCUCCGUGUUCCAAGCAGCAGGGGACAGAGCUGGAUCGCACUGGGGCAUUGCAGCACUGUCGAUAUUUUUAAUCGUUCUGUUUGCUCAGUACCUACGAAACGUGUCUUUACUCCUCCCUGGCUACAAAUGGGGAAAAGGGUGCACCGUGAUCCGUAUACAGAUCUUCAAGAUGUUUCCAAUCAUACUGGCCAUUUUGGUGGUCUGGCUGCUAUGUUACAUUCUGACAGUGACAGAUGUAUUUCCUCGUGAUGCGAAUGCCUAUGGAUACAAGGCAAGAACGGAUGCUAGAGGAGAAAUCAUGUCAAUUGCACCGUGGUUCCGUCUUCCCUAUCCUUGCCAGUGGGGAAUGCCCACAGUGACAGCUGCUGCUGUGCUGGGAAUGUUCAGUGCCACUUUGUCUGGGAUCAUUGAGUCCAUCGGGGAUUACUAUGCCUGCGCUAGGCUUGCAGGUGCUCCACCUCCACCUGUGCACGCAAUCAACAGGGGCAUUUUUACAGAGGGGAUCUCUUGUGUCAUUGCUGGAUUGCUGGGCACUGGCAAUGGUUCUACUUCCUCGAGUCCUAACAUUGGAGUCUUGGGCAUCACCAAGGUGGGCAGCAGGAAAGUGGUACAGUAUGGUGCUGGGAUCAUGCUUAUCUUAGGUACCAUUGGCAAGUUUACCGCUCUCUUUGCCUCCCUCCCUGACCCCAUCCUCGGAGGGAUGUUCUGCACCUUGUUUGGUAUGAUCACAGCAGUGGGGCUCUCCAAUCUGCAGUUUGUUGACAUGAACUCCUCCCGCAACCUUUUCGUCCUGGGCUUUGCAAUGUUUUUUGGACUCACCGUUCCAAACUACUUAGAUUCACAUCCAAAUGCUAUCAACACAGGCAUCGCUGAGGUGGACCAAAUAUUAAAAGUGCUGUUAACCACAGAAAUGUUUGUAGGAGGCAGCAUUGCAUUCAUAUUGGACAACACUAUUCCAGGGACUCAAGAGGAACGUGGUCUAGUACAGUGGAAAGCCGGAGCACAUGCUAACAGUGCCACAUCAGAAAAACUUAAGAGUUACGAUUUUCCAUUUGGGAUGGGUAUGAUUAGAAGGAUCCAGUGGUUGAAGUAUGUGCCGGUGUGCCCAGUUUUCAUGGGUUUUAACUUCAGAACAAAGAAGGACCCCAGUACAUCAGAACACACACCAAACGCAGCAGGUAUCACAGUCAUAAGCACGAAGGUUUGAAGAGAUUCCCAUAAAGCAUCAUAGGAGGUUGGAGAACCACCUUCGGUUGAAAGAGACUGCAUGAAGUUUCAGUGUAUUUACGUCCCAGUGGAGAUAUCUCAAGUAAAGUAGGAUCAAAGACAGAAUUACAUGGGAGGGGAUGUGUCAAAACUUCUUCUUCACAUUUUUCUCCAUUAAAAUAAAGUACUUAAAGGUGCAGGCAGAGCUCUCCUGUAAUCUGAGCAAUAUCAAGAUUCACUUAUUUACAGACAGUAUUUUUCCUCAUUUUGAAUUUUAUGGCUAUAGUAUGGGCUUACAAGAAAAAGGUGUACUUGGGCUAUGAUUUAAUGUACGGAGACCAUUAACAAACCUAUGUAUAUUCUCCAUUUUUUUUAAAAAAAAAUCUCAGUUAAGAUUAUGGAGUCAAGUCUAAUGACCUUGCAUUUGCUUUCAUUUUAUGUAAUUUUGCAAUUCACAUUUAAGUUACUUAAAUGUGAAUUAAGUAACUUAAGUUAAGUUAAGGGACCUUUUCCAGGAAGUAUUUAUGCAACAGAUGGAGGGUGGUCUUCAACUGCACUUUCAAGCUUUUCUUCUCAAAUAUGAAUUGAUCUUUUUUUUUUAAAAAAAAAAAGUCAAGUUGAAAUCCCUCAGGGCAUCAAAUUCUGCUUCACACACGUACAUAUAAAGUGCUGUGCACACUCAAAAAUACUAUACAGUGACUAGCAGGACUUUAUUGCUCGUAAAUGCAAGCUAACCAAGACCCCAACCCUAAAUCACAUUGCUACAAAAGCUUAACUGAGAAAUUAAGUGUUAAAAGUAUUUUCCUGGAUGCCCCAAUACAUUCUAACUUGCUAUAGAGUAUAUAUUUCGCUCCUUGG
Molecule: messenger RNA, 2743 nt
Organism: Elgaria multicarinata webbii
Lineage: Eukaryota; Metazoa; Chordata; Lepidosauria; Squamata; Anguidae
Gene: SLC23A1
Product: solute carrier family 23 member 1
Exons: 14
Coding region: 81-1886 (601 amino acids)
Biological process (GO): transmembrane transport
Cellular component (GO): membrane
Molecular function (GO): transmembrane transporter activity
Source: RefSeq, a predicted model, not a curated record